Molecule: messenger RNA, 4274 nt
Organism: Salvelinus fontinalis (brook trout)
Lineage: Eukaryota; Metazoa; Chordata; Actinopteri; Salmoniformes; Salmonidae
Product: calponin homology domain-containing protein DDB_G0272472-like
Exons: 11
Coding region: 598-1830 (410 amino acids)
Source: RefSeq, a predicted model, not a curated record
UGAACAGACUUCAGUAUAGAAUGAAUCAUGCAAUGCAUGAUGGCUAAUGGUGUUUUAUUCGGUUGUAGUUCCAUGUAUUUCUUAAAAAACAAACGUGUAAACCAUUUUUAUUGACCAGAAUGUAACUGAAAAUACAAUGGCAGCCUUGCCAUUGUCCAUCAAUAACAAAACAUUUUUUUUUCGUAAAACAUUUGGGGAAACGUAUGCAGUCAUUGUAGUCUUACAUUUUGAUUGGCCAACCAAAAUUACCAAAACGUUAACCCGUAAUAAGGCUAGGGUGGCUGAGUGUAAAUACAUGGCUCUGAGUGUAAGCACCUUUUCACUAGAAACGUUAUUGUGUUCAAAUUACCGUCAGUGCGAAAUAGCUAGAAACCUUUCGUAUUUCCACUUGGCUGCACCUACUGUUACGAUAACGAUAAAUCAAGUGCAAUACCUGCGUCGACCUGUGUCGAGCAGCAAAACACCGGAAAGCUUCUAGCCUACCGGAAAGUUACAAGAAGAACAAGAAUAGUUACCUCAUCCGGUCAUGUCACACUUGUUGUUAAUAGAUUUUUCUCCCACACCAGAUGUCUGGACCCUGGACAGAUAACAGAUGGUAUGGGCUCUGAGGACCCCCAAGACCAACUGGAUGAGGCUAUUAAAAUGGCAGAACGCCUUGCUGAGGAGCUCAACCGAGAGAAGGACCCACAAGCCCAACUGGACGAGGCCAUUAAAGAGGCAAAAAGACUGGCUGAGGAGCUCAACCCAGAGAAGGACCCACAAGCCCAACUGGAGGAGGCCAUUAAAGAGGCAAAAAGACUGGCUGAGGAGCUCAACCGAGAGAAGGACCCACAAGCCCAACUGGACGAGGCCAUUAAAGAGGCAAAAAGACUGGCUGAGGAGCUCAACCGAGAGAAGGACCCACAAGCCCAACUGGACGAGGCCAUUAAAGAGGCAAAAAGACUGGCUGAGAAGCUCAACCGAGAGAAGGACCCACAAGCCCAACUGGACGAGGCCAUUAACGAGGCAAAAAGGCUGGCUGAGGAGCUCAACCCAGAACGGGAAAAUAAGAAGAAAAAGACAAACAAGCCUCCAGGGAUUAGGUUCAGAUGGAUACAAAGGGAUGUGAGAGGACAGAUUGUUCCUCAAACCAGGAAGGCAACUACAUCCACUUCUUUUGCUCCAAGGGCAAGUACAUCAAGAGCCAGACUAGUGCAACAUUUAGGGCCAGUCACUGAGGAAGAAUCAGAGACGAGUACCAGUGGAUUGGAAUCCACUCCAGUUUUAAACAUUGAUGAAGAAAUAUCAAUACUUCAUAGAGAAAUUAACAUCCUCCUAGCUGACUUAGAAGACCCUGAGUGUUCAAAUCCUGCUGUGCCUGGUGCAUCACACAGUUGGAGUGUGAGGAAGGAACUCUCACAGGAUAGGUGGAGGGAGUCCAGGCCUGAGAUUGUAGAUUCUCUGCUGGCUGCAGAGCAUGCUUCUCAGAAGAUCUGUCAGUCAUGCAAUGUGAAAAGGGCUAUUCUGCGAUGUAGAGACUGUCUGCCGAAACAGCUUUACUGCGAAGACUGCGAUGUCUCUACACAUGCAAAGUUCCCCCUGCACAACAGAGAGUCCAUGAUCGAGGGGUUCUACACGCCCCUUCCUCCAACUACAGCCAUAUCCCUCCACAGUGAUGAGAAAUAUGCACUUCAUGAACAGGAUUGUUUCUUACCAUUGGAUGUACCAGAGGUGAUAUGUGGUUGCCUGACAAGCACCAUCCAUGUUGGCCCUGGGAAACAUCAUCCUCGUAGGAAUAAAUGGUCGCUACAAUGUCACAGUGCCUGUGCUUACCUGCACAACUUGUCUUAGCACCUGGACAGCAAACUUGGCAGAUCUGAUAAAGAAUGGGUACUGGCCUGCCACUGUCAACUGUGACACCAUAUACCAGGUAGAUCUGUUCAGCUCUUUUGAGGAGCUGAAAGUGUCAGCCCCAGGAAUGUCCCGUCUGGCGUUUAUGCGGAUUUUGGAGCAGCGAACUGACUACUUUGGCAGGAACGGAAUGAUAUGUGGGGACACUUUUCAAAAAAGCUUCUUUGAGUGGACGUACUGCCGCUCUGAAAUUGAUCAGGUCUGUGAUAUACAGUACUUUGACUGCCCAGCCUGUUCACCCAGCAUGCUUGCAGUGUCAGUGGACGGGAACAAGAAGCUGUAUCGAUUCAAAAAAGGGACUGAUGACAAAGGAUUCUUUGAUGGCUUAUUUAUCUGCAAGGAUGAGGAUGUGUCUGACUCUGUCAACUAUGUCCAUACAAAGACUAAACAUGGUUAUGGAAAAGGGGUAUGUGGAGCAUCCCAGUGGACAGCAGCUAAAGAGUCGUCAAGGAAAACAAACAACAAACUUGAUGAAGAGGGACUGGAAGUUGCCGUCUGCCGCCACGGAAUACUUCUAAGGAGCCUCAACAUGAUGCGUGGAGAGAUAUUUGCGUACCCACUGUUCUUGCAGAAGGAAUUGUCUGGCAGCAGGAACAUACAAUUCAUGUGUACGGAUGUGAUCUGCAAAUUUUGGCCAUACCUGACCAAAGUUGCCCUUCAUUGUCCAGAACUCGCCACUCUUCUAGACAUGAAGCCACAUGGAGCAACCCUGGAGAAGACCCUGGAGAAGACCCUGUCACUGAAACUCUGGAGCUUGGACCUGGGGAUGACAAGGUGGCCAACUGUGGUUGAGGGGAGAGAGCAUGAGGGCUGAUAGGAGAGAAGAAGGUCAGAGAGGAUGGGGGUAGCAAGGUGGGGGGAGAUGUUUUUAGGUCAGGAGGAUCUUGUAAUUAAUGCGGUGGGAGACAGGGAGCCAGCGGAGUUCACAGAGGAUGGGGGUGAUAUGCUGCCAGGAUGAUUUAGUGGGUUAGAAGAUGGGCUGCCAGGAUGAUUUAGUGGGUUAGAAGAUGGGCUGCCAGGAUGAUUUAGUGGGUUAGAAAAUGGGCUGCCAGGAUGAUUUAGUGGGUUAGAAGAUGGGCUGCCAGGAUGAUUUAGUGGGUUAGAAGACGGGCUGCUGAGUUUUGAACCAUUUGGAGCUUAUGGAGGGAGUCUGUUCGUGCCGGGGAGUAGAGUUGCAAUAGUCUAUUCAGGACAAGAAGAAAGCAUGGAUGGGAGUUCCGGCCGGCAGGACAGGAGAGGGAGGGGCUGACUUUGGCGAAUUCGCCUAAGUGGAAUAAUUAGUUUUUUACAGUCUGAUGGAUGUGGUGGUUGAGGGAUAGGGUCUUAAAGUAGACAAACAUACAUAUUUCUGUCCAAAUACCUUUCACAAUUGCCUCAUACAACCGUUGGAUUGAUGCCAUUGAGGUCUGGUUCAUCAUACCACUGUGAGGACACAGUGCAGUUGACGACAAAAUGUUACCCUUCUUCCUCUUGCUGAGGAGUAGCAGGGGAUACACUCCUACCUUGUGGAACCUAUGUACCUGGGAUCAUUGAUGACAAAAUAACUUCCAGAAACACAACAAAUAUCAGUCAAAUAAUGACAUUUAGAUUUACAGUCAAAUGACAACAACAAAUAAGUGCAUAGGGCCUAUCAUUUCCCUAAGCAAGAAAUGCAUAAAUAUUUUUAGAGGAAAACAUAAUAAAGCUUACCAGCUUGUUUGCUGCAUUAAUCAAGGUUGCAAAUCUUCCAUAUUUAAUAGUCUUAGUUGCCCAUUCAUCAGUAGCCUUCAUUUUCUGGGCCUCUAACUUCACCUUCAGCUGUAUUAAUGCACCACAGAACUUGCACUUCUUUGAGGCUACUCCUAUUGGUGUUUUACAGCUAGGACACAGCUUACGGCUGGAGCCAGGAGCCAUUCUGAAUGAAAGGUGGAUAUGAAAGUGUCAGAAAGAAUAGCCCUAUACACAUCACUUUGACUGAUGGAAUGCACCAGGGAGGUCCACUCUGGCAAUGGGCUUGAAUUGACAAGGAUAACUACAGAUUGUGAGAAAAAAACUAUACUAACAAUAGCAAUUAAUAAAGAGAGUUUGGCCAACUAAGGAUCUGACGUUGAGUUCACAUUAAACAUCAAGCCCUGACCCUUCUCAAACCCACUAAAGAAGUGCUGUGUGUGUGUUUGAAGGUGACAUGGGUUUCAAUGACUCAAUCAUAUGGGUCAGAUCUGAUAAUGGACCACGCCUAGUAAUAAAACUAAGCCUGAGGCUUUAACAUGCCACACUGUAACGUAAUGUGUCAUACUAACUGUUGACUACUAUUGUAACCUAGAUGUAGGCUACCAGCCAUAGCCUCAGGUGCACAGUGCAAUGAGUGUCGUUAGUUGACAGAUUAAACAAUACUUGGGCCAGUG